AUGUCAACUUUCAACUCUUUGAUGUCUUCUGAUGAGGAUCCAGAUAUUGGGGACAGCAGCAUGCAUUUGUUCCUUGAGUCAUCACAGACUUCAGAAGUCCCUGAGCAAGGAAGAAGCCCAAGUCCAGCACAGAUAUGGAGGCCACAUUUUGAGACUCAGAGUCCAGUUAUAGCAAAUAGCCCAGUCACAGUUUCGUCAGGUGCUUGUGGAGGGCCACAAGAUACUCCUCGGUCGUAUACCCGACAAACCAGUACCCCUUUACUGGGUAGAGUGCAACAAGAAAACACUACACGUAUAUCCAGCUCGUGUAUUAAGACACUUGAGAAGUUAUUUGACAACCAAAGGACAUUUCUCCAAGAACAGUUUGUCAAACAAAAUGCUCUUGUUGGAGAAUGCCUUUCCAUGUUAAAAACUUUGGAAAAAAGACCAGAAAAUGGAAAGCAGCUGAAUAAAAGUAAAAAUGAGAUUCACGUGCCUGCAUAUAUAAAGCAAUCUGUACGUGACGGAUUUAAACAUAAUAAGAGAGCAAAUGGGUUAAAGUGGACCACAAAAACUGCAGCCGGUACAGUACUAAAAUGCAAUUCGGAAGAAAAUAAAGCAAUGACAGAGGCGAUUUUGAUCUAUGUGAAGGGUCAGCAUCAAACUGUUGAAGAGGGCGUGAUCAGGUGUGGGAUUGAAACGUAUUUCAAUUCUGUUAAACAGAAGGAGAUAAUGGAGUUAACAGGGAAAAAGGAAGAACAUAAUAGAAAAAUGGUUCUCUAUGGCCGAAAACACAGGAAACUUAUCAACCGAAGAAGAACCCUAAAAGAAAGAAAAAUUGAUCCAAAGGAGGAGGAAAGGUUCAUGAAAGCAUUGGAGAUUGAAACCAUGUCCUCAGAAGAUUCCGAUUCUGAGGACGAUUCUAUCUUCGUUACACGUCCUCUGUCGUGGGUGUCGACAGAGUUUAAACAGCUGAUACAGCGUUUGGAUAGAAAAUACGAUCGUAUGUUAAAUGCUCAGGGGAAGAGAUUAAAAUCCAAAAGAACAGUCGGGGAGCCUUCAGAUAGACCGUGUCCCAAAAAGCCCAAGGGACUGGAGUGGAUGUUUGGCUAAGGUGAUAUGGAGUUUUGACCAUCAGUCAUUUCAGAUACAUGUACUAAUAAACAUUUUGGCAUGCAUACAUGGUCUUGUUUAACUUAUUACGACGAAUUAAUUUGAACUUAUGUUGCCGUCUCGUUUCAUUGUGUUUAUAUUCAGUUUCAGCUAAACAUGAAAAGAACCACGGGUCAUUCUCCCUUAACGUAAAACCAUUUGAUAUGCUUGGUGGGAUAGGGAAGCGGUGGAUUGACACACACGAGCUGCACACAAACAUAUUUUCACUUUUGUGCACAAUUGUUUAUUUUUUGUAAAAUUUUGUUCGCUUGGAUCUAUUCUUUCAAUAAUGUACAUGUUUAUUUUUAAAUGAAAUGUAGCAUGUGUAUGUCAUUGAUUAUGAUGUGUUAUUCAUUUGUUUUGUCUUAUCAUUUUUUUCCACUAAAACUAUUAAUCAAUUCACAAAAUUCAUUACAUUUAUUUUUAUGGAUUUUUAUAAAUAGAUUUGCUUAUCUUGGUUGCCCCUUCUCACGAGGAACAGGGUAUGGCGAAUAAUGAACAUA
This is a messenger RNA of Mytilus trossulus (common blue mussel), 1634 nucleotides long. RefSeq lists its product as uncharacterized. NCBI's taxonomy places the organism in Eukaryota, Metazoa, Mollusca, Bivalvia, Mytilida, Mytilidae. The record is from RefSeq and is a predicted model, not a curated record. The transcript is spliced from 6 exons. The coding region runs from base 1 to 1092 and encodes 363 amino acids.